ACCAUUCACUUGUCAGUAGAGUUAUUACUGAUUACUACAUCGGUUGCACAACAGCACAAGGGCACAAGGACACAGGGAGCUAGAAAUAGGUUGAAAGGCUGACAGAUGAGUAGAAUCAGGCGCAGAAAAAAGAGGGAGUGGCGCAGGAAGGCAGGAGCAGCUUGAGCGUGCGCUUGUUUGGCGAGAGGAGUCAGAAAUCCAAGGGAACCGUCGCAUAGAAGAGAUUCGUCCCUCAGUGACAGAUCUGAAAACCAGUGAGCGGAAUCAACAGGGGCAAAUCCCCAUUAAGAUACGGAGCCGUGGAGGCAAACUACAGCGGCAGGCUGAAGGAAUCGUGAAAGAAAUAGAGGACUGUUAUUCUCUGUGUUGUUUGACCAGGCCGGUUCCCACGGUGACGAGAUGGGUGCAGUGGUGGGCACUCUGACCAUGCAAACCAAGCAGAGGAGACCAUCCAGAGAUAAGAUAGAUGAUGAGCUCGAGAUGACGACGGUGUGCUACAGGCCAGAGGGUCUCGACCAAUUGGAAGCCCAAACUAACUUCAGCAAACAGGAGCUGCAGAUCCUCUAUCGUGGAUUCAAGAAUGAAUGCCCCAGUGGUGUUGUAGAUGAGGACACAUUCAAACACAUUUACGCACAGUUCUUCCCUCAUGGAGAUGCAAGCAUGUACGCACAUUAUCUUUUCAAUGCAUUUGACACUACAAACAAUGGCUCCAUUAAGUUUAAGGACUUUGUAGUAGGUUUGUCUACACUGCUGCGAGGAUCAAUGAGAGAAAAGCUUGAGUGGACAUUUUAUCUUUAUGACAUCAACAGAGAUGGCUACAUAAACAGAGAGGAAAUGACUGAGAUUGUGAGGGCCAUCUAUGACAUGAUGGGCAAGUACACCUACCCCGCACUAAAAGGGGACGUCCCGCAGCAGCAUGUGGACGCCUUUUUCCAGAAAAUGGACAAAAACAAAGAUGGAGUGGUGACUUUGGAGGAGUUUAUCAUGGCCUGCCAGGAGGAUGAGACCAUGAUGAGGUCCAUGCAGUUGUUUGAAAACGUGAUGUAGGACAAGAGAAGAGGAUGGAGACGACGUGGAAAAAUGAGAGGGCUUGGUGUGAGUGCGUGUGUGUGUGGAAACAUGCAUGUGCAAUACAUCCAGUCUCUCCCCCACUCCCAAUCGUAUCCAGCUGUGGUCGGGAUACAUUAAGAUUCCCCCCACAAUGACUAGAAAGAAGGGGGCUGGACUGGGAUCCAGUGCGCCUUCCUGCAGAGUGACUGUCCCACUUGGAAGUAGAAGACAUCGCUCUCGGUCCCGUCCGUGACCAUUGGCCUGUUAAAGAUCAACAUGCUCUUAUAUUGCAAAGCUGCUCCAGACCAGCGAAAAGCUAUCUUUCAACCAGCAGAACUUUUUUUCUCUUUUCUCACCAAGAUUGUCCUUUCUUUUUGUAAGAAUAUAUUUGCAUGCUUUUGCAAGAGGCUUUGAUUUAUCUCCAAACAUUUGUUAAAUUUGUUAUGAAAUCUGAUAAUCAGGACUUUUAUAUUUAUCCCUGUUGAAGUGACCCCUCUGUUUUGGUAUUGUCGCUUGCCUGCCAUGUCUAUCAAGGCGUACCGUAGAAUGUCAAUGAAUUUGGAAACAUUUUAAGGGUCUUAAAUGGUGCGUUAGUGUCACUGUUCUUUGUCUAUGUUGGAACUGAGGUUGUAGAAUAAGAAAAUAGUGUGAAAAAUG
This is a messenger RNA of Gasterosteus aculeatus aculeatus (three-spined stickleback), 1707 nucleotides long. RefSeq names its product Kv channel interacting protein 1 b (gene kcnip1b). Gene Ontology annotation, molecular function: transmembrane transporter binding; potassium channel regulator activity; calcium ion binding. Gene Ontology annotation, biological process: regulation of potassium ion transmembrane transport. NCBI's taxonomy places the organism in Eukaryota, Metazoa, Chordata, Actinopteri, Perciformes, Gasterosteidae. Gene Ontology annotation, cellular component: voltage-gated potassium channel complex. The record is from RefSeq and is a predicted model, not a curated record.